This is a messenger RNA of Gongylonema pulchrum, 783 nucleotides long. The record is from the annotation of a GenBank genome assembly. Lineage: Eukaryota; Metazoa; Nematoda; Chromadorea; Rhabditida; Gongylonematidae.
AUGUACUGGCUGCAGCGAGCGAGUUCGUACAACUUCGUUGCUUCCCUUGUUCGUCCUACUCCUCAGGUUCCAGUUUUGAAAAAAAGUCUGGCAACAACGGCGACGUCAGCAGCUGAGCACGAUAAUAAAUGUGUGCGUGGAAUGACUUUUGCCGGAGAUAAUUCGUCCCCAUCCAGUACCUUCCAUUCACAGCCAUCGUCAGCAGAAAGUGCGAAUUGCUCGCAGCCAAGUUCUGAUGAAACUCCAGUUUGCAGUAAUGGGACUGGCGAAUCUUUGCCAUCCGAAUACGCGCAUUUAUCGGAUCAUGGAGACAGAGCAGCGGCAGCAACUAAUCAGAAUGGAAAGGAUGACGAUGAUGUGAGCGUUGCGGGCACCGUGUUUAACGAACCCUGGGAUUCCACCGUCUGGGAAAAUUUAUUAGAUCUUGCACACUAUGGUGAUGAAAAGCCAUCCACACUCACAAGGCACUACGAAUUGAAUCAGAUCGGCAGCGUCGGUGAUGCGAUAGCUGAAGAGGAAGGAGAUGAUGAAGUGGCCUGUUCAUUGGAAAUGAGUUAUGAUGGCGAGGAAGAGCGAAAUCUCCAAAAAUCGCAGCAACAUCAUCUUAGUGGCAAGCGAUGCAGUGACGAUUAUGGCACUGUGGUUCGUCGACUGGACAACCACAGCCUGGCGGAAUCAGAUGGCCGGCGAAACGGCGUCAUCAAUAUUCACGCUCAUUUGAAAAAUGAAAGUAGCUUACGCCGGCAGCAGCUUGAAGCAAGCAGGUCUGUUUGUUGUGUAUAA